CGGCCGGCACGCCCCGCCCCGCCCCGUCACGCUCGCCGUCCGCCACAAUCCCGGGGUGCCUCCGCUUGCGGAAGGGCGGCUGCCGCUGGGGGAGCCGCUCUGCGCGUCGGUGUCGGUGCUCCGGGAGGCCCCUGGCGGCGGGCUGAGGAUGCUUCGCCUUCGACUCCUUCCCAUUGCAGCAGGGCUGUCCGCUGUCUCCCGGCGCUACCAUGGGAUGGCACAUCACCCCGGGGCCAGGCGGAGGCUUGUGGUGGCAGCUUUCCUAGGGACGACCGCAGUGACAGCAAGUGCUAGAUUCCUUUGGCAGAGGGCCUACGCAGAAGACUCAUCGUCUGUAAAACACGAUCCAAGGGCAGAACCAAGCGAGAAGGUGAAGCACCAGGAGGAGGAGGAGAGCAGCAGCAAUGACAGCAGCAAGGCUGUAGCAUCAGACAAUGAGGAGGCUCAGCCAGAAGGGAAGAAGAAGAAGCGUUCAGGGUUCAGGGACCGUAAGGUGAUGGAAUAUGAGAACAGGAUCAGAGCCUACUCCACACCAGACAAAAUCUUCAGAUACUUUGCAACUUUGAAAGUAAUAAAUGAGCACGGUGAAUCGGAGGUUUUUAUGACACCGCAGGAUUUUGUGAGAUCGAUAACACCUAAUGAAAAACAACCAGAAAACCUGGGCCUGGAUCAGUUUAUUGUGAAACGUUAUGAUGGAAAGAUACGGGUAAAAUUUUCAUCUAAAUUAUUAGCUGAGCUCAUCCCCAAUGUGCAGUCAUGGAGAAUGAAAUUAUCCCAGGAGCGAGAGAAGUUUGCUGAUGAAGACAGCAUAUUUUAUGCGCUUGGAGAGUGUGGACUCAUUUCUUUUUCCGACUACAUUUUCCUUACUACGGUCCUUUCCACUCCCCAGAGGAAUUUUGAAAUUGCCUUUAAGAUGUUUGAUCUGAACGGUGAUGGUGAAGUGGACAUGGAAGAGUUUGAGCAGGUACAGAGCAUCAUUCGCUCCCAAACCAGCAUGGGCAUGCGCCACAGAGACCGCUCCACGACUGGAAACACCCUGAAAACUGGCUUCAACUCUGCCCUGACGACAUACUUCUUCGGAGCUGAUCUGAAGGGGAAGCUCACCAUCUCUCACUUCUUAGAUUUCCAGCGCAAACUUCAGCACGACAUUCUGAAGCUCGAGUUUGAGCGGCACGAUCCGGUGGACGGGCGGAUCACGGAGCGCCAGUUUGGCAGCAUGCUGCUGGCUUACAGCGGGGUGCAGUCCAAGAAGCUCACCGUGAUGCUGAAGCAGCUCAGGAAGCACUUUCAGGACGGAGAGGGGCUGACGUUUGAGGAGGUGGAGAACUUCUUUACGUUUCUGAAGAACAUAAACGAUGUGGACACGGCUUUGAGCUUUUACCAUAUGGCUGGAGCUUCACUCGAUAAAGUGACGAUGCAGCAGGUGGCCCGGACGGUGGCGAAGGUGGAGCUCUCCGACCACGUGUGCGACGUGGUGUUCGCGCUCUUCGACUGUGAUGGGAAUGGAGAGCUGAGCAACAAGGAGUUUGUUGCCAUUAUGAAGCAGCGGCUCAUGAGAGGCUUGGAGAAACCCAAAGACAUGGGCUUCACGCGGCUCAUGCGGGCCAUGUGGAAGUGUGCCCAGGAGACGGCUUGGGACUUCACCAUGCCGAAGCAGUAGCCGGGCAGGCGGAGAGCCCGGCUUCGCGUGCUCCUGGAGCCCGGCUGUCCUGCAGCGCGUCCCACCGAGACCCGCGGGUGCCCCUCGGCCCUGCGGAAACCUGCUGACGGCACCGGGCUCUGCGCCGAACCAGAGCCGAGACUGUUGAUAGCCGGGGACUUCGUAAACACUUUGGUAGAAAUCGAAGCCUGUUGAAUCCACUGCUUCUGCUUGCCUCUGCUUUUGCUCCCUUAAUAUUUCUUUCUCUCAGGAAAAAGACUGUUGUUAUGCCACAGCCGUGAUGCGCUCUGUAGCCUGCAGAGCUGGGCAUCGAGUGAGCGCUGGUGGGCUGCACCCCAAUCAUUUCUCUGUAAUGGUAUUACAAAACAGCAUGGUUUUUAUUUUAAAUUUUUAGAUUGCUCCUGUGAAAGAAGCCCUGGGAUUCCUGGAAAGCUCAUCCCGGCUUUUGCUCGCGAGACCUCGGAGCAGAGGCUGAAGCAGAGGGGUGGUGAGAGCGCCCCAGGGGUUUGGUUGGCCGAGCUCUUCGUGCCUGUUGGGACUUUGGGGGGGUGGAAGGGACAUGUGUGCGUGUAUAGAUGUUAAAAACAAAUGAAAAAAAAAGAAAAGAAAAAGUUAAAAACUU
Molecule: messenger RNA, 2282 nt
Organism: Dromaius novaehollandiae (emu)
Lineage: Eukaryota; Metazoa; Chordata; Aves; Casuariiformes; Dromaiidae
Gene: MICU1
Product: mitochondrial calcium uptake 1
Exons: 13
Coding region: 149-1660 (503 amino acids)
Biological process (GO): calcium import into the mitochondrion; mitochondrial calcium ion homeostasis
Cellular component (GO): uniplex complex
Molecular function (GO): calcium ion binding
Source: RefSeq, a predicted model, not a curated record